AUGUCAACUUCCACACCCACCCAAUUACCGCUUGCGAGCACAUUGGCCUCUCUACCCAAGCUAAACAUUGUCUCACACGACCUGCGCUCGCAAACACGACAGGAAAUCACAUCCAACCCCAACAUUCCCAUCCUGGUUGCUCUCGACGACGACCCCACAGGCACGCAAACAUGCCACGAUAUUUCCGUCCUGACUACCUGGAGCAUUGAUGUCCUGGCACAAGAGUUUGCCCUGACGGCGCCGGGAAGCGGCUUCUUCAUUCUGACCAAUUCACGCGCAUUGCAUCCGCCGGCUGCAAGAAGCCUGAUGAUUGAGAUAUGUACGAAUCUGCAGGCUGCAGCUGCCAAGGCCGGUAAGAAAUUCGAAGUCGUCUUGCGUGGGGAUUCGACGCUCAGAGGGCAUUUUCCGCUGGAGCCUGAAGCGGUCGAGGAGGCGUUGGGGCGGAGCGAUGCGUGGAUUCUCGCUCCGUUUUUUCUGCAGGGCGGGAGAUACACUAUCGACGACGUACAUUACGUUGCAGAGGGCGAUGUGCUGGUGCCGGCUGGAGAAACGCCGUUUGCCAAGGACGCUACGUUUGGGUAUAAGAGCAGUAAUUUGAGAGAGUGGGUGAUUGAGAAAUCGGCGGGAGCGAUUGGUCCUGAGAGGAUAAAGAGUCUGGCGUUGAAGGACAUUCGCGAGAGCGGAGAGACAAAGGUGGAAGAGGUGCUGUGCAACGCCGACCAAGGCUCCGUCUUCAUCGUAAACUCUGCAGCGGAGGAAGACAUGGACAUUGUCGUCCGGGGCAUCCUGAGAGCUUCCACCAAAGGCAAGAAGUUCCUCUUCCGCUCUGGGGCCGCGUUUGUCUCUGCACGGCUGGGUAUCUCGCCUAUCCCGCCCAUUUCAGCAGAGCAGCUGCAACUGGAUCGCUCGCGGGGCGGUUUGAUCAUCGCGGGCUCCUACGUCCCCAAGACAACAGCCCAGCUGAAAGUCCUCCGCGAAAAGGCAGGUGAUCGUCUGACUACCGUCGAACUCGACGUGAACAAGCUUCUAGCUUCAACACACACUGCGGAAAGCGAGCUUGAGCGCGCCCUCACUACUGCCGAGAAGGAGUUGCAGAAGCCACAAGAUGUCUUGAUCAUGACGUCUGGCGAGCUGAUCUUGGGUGCCGACGAGCGCUCCUCGCUGGACAUUGGAUCCACUGUUGCAGCAGCACUCGUUUCCUUUCUCCAGCGCCUGCAGACGAAACCACGCUAUGUCAUUGCCAAAGGCGGAAUCACGAGUAGCGACAUGGUUACCAAGGGACUGAACAUGAAGAGGGCAACGAUUGUGGGGCAAGCAGCGGCAGGCGUCCCACUCUGGAGAUGCGACGAGGAGUCGUGCAAGCAUCCCGGCUUACCGUAUGUGGUUUUCCCCGGGAACGUGGGCAGCGACCAGACACUGUGGGACGUGGUCCACAGGUGGUCUUUAUAG
Molecule: messenger RNA, 1449 nt
Organism: Exserohilum turcica Et28A
Lineage: Eukaryota; Fungi; Ascomycota; Dothideomycetes; Pleosporales; Pleosporaceae
Exons: 1
Coding region: 1-1449 (482 amino acids)
Source: RefSeq, a predicted model, not a curated record